Peromyscus leucopus (white-footed mouse) is the source of this 3085-nucleotide messenger RNA. It is a transcript of the gene Npffr1, whose product is annotated as neuropeptide FF receptor 1. Gene Ontology annotation, molecular function: neuropeptide receptor activity; peptide binding. Bases 1 to 1338 code for a protein of 445 amino acids. Gene Ontology annotation, cellular component: membrane. Gene Ontology annotation, biological process: G protein-coupled receptor signaling pathway. Lineage: Eukaryota; Metazoa; Chordata; Mammalia; Rodentia; Cricetidae. The transcript is spliced from 4 exons. The record is from RefSeq and is a predicted model, not a curated record.
AUGGAGAGUGACCAGCAUGGUCCUGACUCUUGUUUUCCGGUCCUAGACGAGCCCACCCAGCCUCCCAAUGGCAGCUGGCCCUUGAGUCAGAACGGGAGUGACGCCGAGGCGACCCUGACCGUCAACCUCACCUUCUCCUCCUACUACCAACACUCCUCCCCAGUGGCAGCCAUGUUCAUUGCAGCCUAUGUGCUCAUCUUCCUCCUCUGCAUGGUGGGCAACACCCUCGUCUGCUUCAUCGUGCUCAAGAACCGGCACAUGCGCACCGUCACCAACAUGUUCAUCCUCAACCUGGCUGUCAGCGACCUGCUGGUGGGCAUCUUCUGCAUGCCCACCACCCUCGUGGACAACCUCAUCACUGGUUGGCCUUUUGACAACGCCACAUGCAAGAUGAGCGGCUUGGUGCAGGGCAUGUCUGUGUCUGCCUCUGUUUUCACACUGGUGGCCAUCGCCGUGGAAAGGUUCCGCUGCAUCGUGCACCCUUUUCGCGAGAAGCUGACUCUCCGGAAGGCGCUGCUCACCAUCGCGGUGAUCUGGGCGCUGGCGCUGCUCAUCAUGUGCCCCUCGGCGGUCACGCUGACCGUCACGCGCGAGGAACAUCACUUCAUGCUGGACGCUCGCAACCGCUCCUACCCGCUCUACUCGUGCUGGGAGGCCUGGCCGGAGAAGGGCAUGCGGAAGGUCUACACCGCUGUGCUCUUUGCACACAUCUACCUGGCGCCCCUGGCGCUCAUCGUGGUGAUGUAUGCGCGCAUCGCGCGCAAGCUGUGCCAGGCCCCGGGUCCCGCGCGCGAUGCGGAGGAGGCGGUGGCCGAGGGUGGCCGCGCGUCGCGCCGCAGGGCUCGCGUGGUGCACAUGCUGGUCAUGGUGGCGCUCUUCUUCACCUUGUCCUGGCUGCCGCUCUGGGUGCUGCUGCUGCUCAUCGACUACGGGCAGCUGAGCGAGCCGCAGCUGCACCUGCUGUCCGUCUACGCUUUCCCCCUGGCACACUGGCUGGCCUUCUUCCACAGCAGCGCCAACCCCAUCAUCUACGGCUACUUCAACGAGAACUUCCGCCGCGGCUUCCAGGCUGCCUUCCGUGCACAGCUCUGCCGGCCACCCUGGGGAGCCCACAGGCAAGCCUACUCGGAGCGGCCCGGCCGCCUUCUGCGCAGGCGGGUGGUGGUGGACGUGCAGCCCAGCGACUCCGGCCUGCCAUCCGAGUCUGGCCCUAGCAGCGGGGCCCCAGGGCCUGGCCGCCUGCCGUUGCGGAAUGGGCGUGUGGCCAACCAGGAUGGGCCCCAGGGAAGACCUGGCUGCAACCAUGUGCCCCUCACCAUCCCAGCCUGGAACAUCUGAGGUGGUCCAGAGAGAGCAGGUCCAGUGGGCCUUCUUUGGCCGUAACCCUGAACCGUGAUGCCUGGACACAACAGCAGUAUUAGCAGAGGGUGUCAAGAUGUCAUUGAUAAAAAACGAGACAGUGGGUAGCCGGGCCGAUGGCAAAUGAGAAGAGGAAGCUUCCAACCUUCCAAACCCCCUCUGCUCUGGAGCCAUAUCUGGAUGAGUCUGUCUCGUCAAAACCUCAGAACCCUUCUCCUCAGAGGCACUGAGGCUCAGGGAGAGGUGGCAAGGUUUGGAAAUCCCACUUGACCCAGACUCCAGUGUGUCCGUCUCUGUGGUAUCCACAUUUCCGGUGGUCUCCUCCCCAAGGCCUUCUGAGGCGGAGCUGAGGAAGAUGUGUGGCCUUAUCUAGGGAGCUGGGAAGAGGUGACCUCUGUGCUUCCGUAGAGACCUGGGAUGGAGUCCCCUGUGUUGUGUUGCUGAAACAGCUCUCCGUGGCCCUUUCCGGAAAAGUCCAUGCUCUCCUCCUGCCGACUCCAGUGUGUGUUUUAUUCUAAGUGUCCAAGUCCAUUCCCGCUUCAGGAUGUCACAACUGAGCAGCGGCAAGAAAGAGCCCUAGGGAGCUUGUUUAAAUUGCAGGGCGCUCUGGGUUGAGCCUAAGGGACGCUCCCCUCCUCCACCCCACCACCCAGAGCCAGGGAGAGCUUCCAACAGGACCAACAUCCCGAGGUGGCAGGCGAGGGGAAGAGGAAGACAGCUCAGUGCCCACUCUCCCCUCUGGGACUGUCAUCCUGGGCCUGUGAGCCUGACGCUCUUCUCCUGGCCUCUCUUCCUUGCCUAAUGGGAAGGAGAAGUUGGUCGAUCGGGGUGGAGGGAGCCCCCGAAGGACAAAUACAAACCCUUCCAAAAUAUGUGACUCAUGAACCCUAAAAGCAAAGGAGACCAGGAGAGCCCGCAUGCACCCCAGCUCUCAUCCAGUGUACUUGCGAUCACCUUGACAGGGUGAUGCCUUUCCCCAUGAGCUAAGGAAAUGGGUUGCCUCUGCUGAUUUCCCCUACAACGUCAAUGAUCUGCACUUAACCGGACACUUUCCCCUCACCUCCAUUACCACAGUUGCUAGAAAUUUAAGGGAUAAAAAAGGAAACAUUUCCAGGAUCCAGGGCUCUGAGCUCUUACUGUCUCCUUAACACACAUUGACUGGCCAUUCACUGUUCCCAGGUCCAUCAUAAGCAAUGGCCACAGUGGAGGAAGAAACUGCCUCACCGUUGUGCAUGUUCAAGCAUGUCUCUGGACACUGGCCUCUGAGUCAUUCAAUGUUCUUGCCAUUUCACAGAGCGACUGAGGCCCAGUAGGGUCAGGGUCACAGGGCUUCAGACAGCAGCAUUUGGACAGGCAGGCUUGUCUUUGGGCAGCUUGAAUCAUAUCCUGCCCUUCAGAGAAGGUGGGCACGGCAGGAUCUCCGGACGGAGAGCUAGAAGCUCCCUGCCUGAUGAUGAAAGGGAACACCCGUGGAAUGAACCCAGAUUGGAGCAGGGAAAUGUCUCCAUUGUGUCUGCCCCGUGACUUCUGGCCAGAGCUGUUCUGAAUAAAAAUUUAUAACUGUGUGCUUAGGAGGCUGCCAAGUUCCCUCAUGCCGCUGCCUGGUCCAGGAGUCUGGGAAUGGUGGGUGAAGGCAGAUAAGGUGUGGUGGCCUGAGCUGACACUCUGCAUUCUUUUGUUGUUGUUUUCAAGACAGGGUAUCUCUGUAUAACAGCUCUGGCUGUUC